AUGGCAUUCCUACGGUUUUUAACAUAUGAUCCUGUAAGGGAUCCAUCAAAGAUGAAGGUUAGAGUGCCACAAAAGACAUUCCCAACCAAAAUUGUAAAGGGUUUGCUUGCCGAGCUUAUUGGCACUCUGUUCCUUGUAUUCUUUUGUGGUGGUUCUGUCACUGCAGCCUUUUACUUCCCAGAUGGUGAUCCCGCUGCCAGAAUCCUCCUCAUUGCCACCAUCCAAGGUUUUGCCUUGGCUGCUAUCAUCUAUGCCAUCUCUGGUGUAUCUGGUUGCAACUUGAACCCCGCCAUCACCGUUGCCAAUCUUUUGUCGGGCAGAACCGGUUUCAUCAAUGCUCUUGCCUACAUUAUCGGUCAAGUAAUUGGAUGUAUUGCCGGUGCAGGUAUCCUCUACGCCUGCAUUGAAUGGAGAUACCAAAUGCGUCUAGGUAACACUCGUCUCGGAGACGGUAUUCCAGCCGGUAACGGUUUCCUCAUGGAAUUAUUCACCACUUGUCUCUUGUGUCUUGUUGUACUCGGUACAUCUGUAUUCAAUGUUUGGGAUCGUAGAUUAAAUAGAAUUGCACCAUUUGCAAUUGGUAUGACUUUGUUUGCAGGUGUUGCAGUUGCCAAUCCAUUCACUGGUGGUUCACUCAACCCAGUUAGAACCUUGGGUCCAUCCAUCAUCUCUGGUACCUGGGCCAACGCCUGGAUCUACUGGGCCGGUCCACUCAUCGGAGGUGUCUUGGCUGCUUUCAUAUUCAGAGUAUUGUUGCAAGAAAGAUUCGAUGUCAUCGAUAAACCAGGUUACGUUCCAUUUGACUUUACCUCUUUCAAGGGUGAUAUGCAAACCUAUUAA
Molecule: messenger RNA, 840 nt
Organism: Cavenderia fasciculata
Lineage: Eukaryota; Evosea; Eumycetozoa; Acytosteliales; Cavenderiaceae
Gene: aqpA
Product: aquaporin
Exons: 2
Coding region: 1-840 (279 amino acids)
Biological process (GO): transmembrane transport
Cellular component (GO): plasma membrane
Molecular function (GO): water channel activity
Source: RefSeq, a predicted model, not a curated record